Entrophospora sp. SA101 is the source of this 426-nucleotide messenger RNA. Lineage: Eukaryota; Fungi; Glomeromycota; Glomeromycetes; Entrophosporales; Entrophosporaceae. The record is from the annotation of a GenBank genome assembly.
AUGCCCAUCAACCCUCACGCAGUUGUACAGGAAGAAUUGAGUUAUAUGAUGGAAACUGAAAUCGACAACUAUUCCUUCAUCCUCACAGAAGUCAACUCAUCAGGAAACCCGCACCCAACCUUAGUUGUGGAAAUUGGCAAUACAGAAAGUGUAAACAGUUUGCGUGAUAAUAAUCUGGUAGCAGGAUAUUUUUUUCCACGUACUAUUAUUCAAAUUUAUUUGGCCGUCAAGUUAUUUUCUCUUCAUCAGGAUGUCUUUGAAACAGCACCUCAUCUGAAACUAUCUUCAAAAAUACUAUACAUGUAUGUUCCAGCUAACACAAUUACUGGCGUCAGAUUUGGGUGUUCUAGCAGCGUUCUUCACGGAAUACCUAAUAACUUUAACAUAGAUUUAUGGAAUUUGCAAGAUGCAAUUUUGAGUGGUUAG